CAGCACUUUCGUUUUGACAUUGAAUAGGUUUCUUCAACAGACGAGUCACUCGUUUUUCUCAUAUAUUUGCUGUCGACAAUUUUUGGUGCCGGAUUAAAUAAAUAUGGCUGCUUUAUUAUCUCGGACGGGUAUUUUAAAUGAAAUUGUGAACCCAAAGGUUGGGCAAAAGAUUCUUGCACUUGCCACAAGUGGAAGUCUACAAAAGAGGAAUCUCAACGUUCAAGAACAUGUUUCAUACACUUUACUUAACGACGCAGGGAUUCCAACACCUAAGUUUGGUGUAGCAAAGUCCGGUCAAGAAGCCAAAGAGAUUGCCCAGAAACUCGAAACGAAUAACCUUGUGUUGAAAGCUCAGGUUUUGGCUGGUGGUCGCGGUAAAGGUCAUUUCAAGAAUGGGUUAAAGGGCGGCGUACGUGUUGUUAAUACACCUACUGAGGCUCAAGAUAUUGCCGGCAAGAUGGUGAAUCAGCUUUUAGUAACCAAGCAAACAGGCGCUGCUGGUCGCAUCUGUAAUUCUGUUAUGGUUGCAGAGCGUAAAUUCCCACGCCGCGAAUUCUACUUUGCCGUUAUGAUGGAGCGCGCUUUUAAUGGUCCAGUUAUCAUUGCUUCGUCGCAAGGUGGUGUUAACAUUGAGGAAGUGGCUGCAGAGAAUCCUGAUGCUAUUGUUUACGAACCUGUCGAUAUUAAGGUUGGAUUGACACCUGAUCAAGCAGCUAAAGUGGUGAAUUCAGUUGGUUUGGGCGAGUUUCAAGAGGAAACCGUAAAAAUGCUGAUGAACAUGUAUCAGCUGUUCGUGAAGAAGGAUGCUUUACUCAUUGAAAUCAAUCCGUAUGCAGAGGAUGCACUCGAAGGCUUCUUCGCAUUGGAUGCCAAAUUCCGUUUUGAUGAUAAUGCUGAAUUUCGUCAGAAGGAACUAUUCGCAUUGCGUGAUUGGACCCAAGAGGACCCCAAAGAAGUGGAGGCAGCCAAAUAUGAUUUGAACUACAUUGCAUUAGAUGGCACAAUCGGUUGUAUGGUGAACGGUGCUGGUUUAGCCAUGGCCACCAUGGAUAUUAUUAAACUAUACGGUGGUGAUCCAGCCAAUUUCCUUGAUGUCGGUGGUGGUGCAACUGCACAGGCUGUGAAGGAAGCCUUCAAGAUUAUUACUUCCGACCCGAAAGUUCACUGCAUUUUGGUGAACAUUUUCGGUGGUAUUAUGCGUUGUGAUGUUAUUGCCGAGGGCAUUAUUGCUGCUGCCAAAGAUUUGAAUAUGAAAAUGCCAAUUGUAGUUAGACUGCAGGGCACAAAUGUGAAUGAAGCACGCGAAUUGAUUCGUCAAUCCGGAUUGAGGAUUAUUCCACGUCACGAUUUGGACGAAGCUGCUAAUUUGUCGGUACAUUUGGCUCAAAUCGUACAUUUAGCGCGUGAAAUGAACAUGGAUGUCAGCUUCGAGAUUCCUGACAGUGUGAACAAAAAGUCUGGUCCAAAAGGCGGUAGUGAUGGAGGUGACAGCGGCGGCAGCCCCAUUUGCAAACCCAAGAAAAAAAUCACUUGUGACAAGAAAACGAAAUGAAUUAAGUUUUACGAUGGAAUUUGCUUUUUUAUAUAUUCAAAAUUGUUUGUAUUCGUUUGCGCAUUAUACAAAAAAAAAUUUAUUAAACAAGGUUUUGGCUUCAAAAAACUAAAAUAUUCCAGUUAUUAUUUGAUGAAAACUUUAUUUUAGAAUCUAUCAAUCAACGAAACAAUGUGAGAUUGUUCUUGUUCCUUCCAAUCAGCAUCGCCGUCAUCACCAAAAUUUCCGGCGUAUUCUGAAAUUAACAGUUUUUAAAUUUUUCUAGCUGCGAUGUGUGUAAAAUAAGUACAAACCUCGCAUAACAUUUCUGAUAGUUUUCAUUGAUGAACCGCGUAAAUUCAAAAUCUGUACGACUCGUUGUUUUACUGUAUCCGCUGUAGCUGAUACUUCUAAAAUGAUAUAGUCGAUUCGUUGCAGCGUGAAAAGUCCACCUGUCAGUCGCUUGAUGUAAUUAUUUUCUGCCUCCUCAUCUUCAUCGAUUUCAGUAUUCUGAUAAUAAAAAAAUGUGUCACCGUUAUGAAUUUUAUUGGUUCAAACUAGUUACCUUUCCUUGUUGAUCUAUUUCCCGGUCUACGGUUUCCACCUUCUCCAAAUACUUCAAAUGCAACUCCAACAGCCGAUCUACCUUUUCAUGGUCAUUUUCCGUGAAUUUCGAUAGCAGUCGUUGCCUUUGUGCUCCUCUGCAAUUUCU
Molecule: messenger RNA, 2243 nt
Organism: Zeugodacus cucurbitae (melon fly)
Lineage: Eukaryota; Metazoa; Arthropoda; Insecta; Diptera; Tephritidae
Gene: ScsbetaA
Product: succinate--CoA ligase [ADP-forming] subunit beta, mitochondrial
Exons: 9
Coding region: 104-1552 (482 amino acids)
Biological process (GO): tricarboxylic acid cycle; succinyl-CoA metabolic process
Cellular component (GO): succinate-CoA ligase complex; mitochondrion
Molecular function (GO): succinate-CoA ligase (ADP-forming) activity; ATP binding; metal ion binding
Source: RefSeq, a predicted model, not a curated record